Messenger RNA from Telopea speciosissima, 1637 nucleotides. Its product is annotated as probable sugar phosphate/phosphate translocator At3g11320. Gene Ontology annotation, molecular function: antiporter activity. The transcript is spliced from 4 exons. The record is from RefSeq and is a predicted model, not a curated record. Gene Ontology annotation, cellular component: Golgi apparatus. NCBI's taxonomy places the organism in Eukaryota, Viridiplantae, Streptophyta, Magnoliopsida, Proteales, Proteaceae. Bases 368 to 1288 code for a protein of 306 amino acids.
AUUUCUUCUUCAUUCUGUGAUAAACUUGGUAUUUGGCUUCUCAGAAAACCAAAAAUUUCAGAGUCAAGAGAGACAAUCAAUCUGUCAUGAAGCUCUCUCAGAUCCAUGGGAGAUUAUUCCUACUCUAUUGAUGAUCUCAUUCGCUCUCUGGGAUCGCAAAUGCUCCUUCUCAAUUCCAGAUCGCUGCUCUUCUCUUCCGCAUGUACCCCUGCCACUGUACGUCCCAACCCUACCCCUAACAGAUCCAUGUUUUGCGGAUAAAAGACGGCUCCACCAAGUCUAUCUUGUAGCGGCAAAAGGCUCUCAUCUUCAGAUUUGAAAGAGAAACCCUAGACAUAGAAUUCUAACCUCCCACCCCCGUUCUCCGAUGAAAAGCACGAGCCGUUUGUUCACGAUCGGGCUCGUGACGGCAUGGUACUCGUCCAACAUCGGGGUUUUGUUGCUCAACAAGUACCUCCUCAGCAACUAUGGCUUCAAGUACCCUAUCUUCCUCACCAUGUGCCACAUGACUGCGUGUUCCUUGCUGAGCUAUAUCGCCAUCGCUUGGAUGAAGAUAGUCCCAAUGCAGACCAUCCGAUCCCGUGUUCAAUUACUGAAGAUCUCUGCUCUCAGUCUCAUUUUCUGUGCCUCCGUAGUUAGCGGUAAUGUCUCACUUCGAUACCUCCCGGUGUCAUUCAACCAGGCAGUUGGUGCCACUACCCCAUUCUUUACCGCCGUGUUCGCCUAUAUCAUGACGGUGAAGAGGGAAGCUUGGCUGACUUAUAUCACCCUCGUUCCUGUCGUCACAGGGGUCAUCAUUGCCAGCGGGGGUGAACCAAGUUUCCAUCUGUUUGGGUUUAUAAUGUGUAUUGGUGCUACUGCUGCAAGGGCACUCAAGUCAGUACUUCAAGGGAUCUUGCUGUCCUCUGAAGGAGAAAAGUUGAAUUCCAUGAACCUCCUUUUGUACAUGGCUCCAAUUGCUGUUGUGUUCCUUCUUCCUGCAACACUUUUGAUGGAGGAAAAUGUGGUUGGGAUCGCGCUAGCGCUUGCAAGGGAUGAUGUCAAGAUCAUUUGGUAUCUUCUCUUCAAUUCUGCACUUGCAUAUUUUGUGAAUUUGACAAAUUUCUUGGUCACCAAUCACACCAGUGCGCUGACUCUCCAGGUUCUUGGAAAUGCAAAGGGGGCUGUGGCAGUGGUGGUCUCAAUUUUGAUCUUCAGAAAUCCUGUUUCAGUGACUGGAAUGCUUGGUUACACGCUAACAGUCUUUGGAGUUGUCCUUUACAGUGAAGCCAAGAAAAGGAGCAAAUGAACCAAUCUGUCGUGCAGAAACAACAUACAAAAAUACGUUUUUGUUCUAAUUUGUCUGUUUUCUAUAAGAGGGCAGCAACAUGCUUCUUGGAGCGAUUUAUGCUAUUCAGCCGAUUCCAUAUAUAUAUUGCUCCCUCCAAAUUCUUUUGUCGGAGACCGGGGGAUAGGGUUUCCACCUGUAUCAACAGCGAUAGCCAGCCAGCAUAGGAAAGUGUAGGGAGAAUCUUAAUAAGGGGACUGACUACUGCUCUAUAUUGUCUUCCCGUCUUGGGGUAAUAGAGGAAUGUCUUGUAUUCUUUUGGGGACAGAAUUGGGUCCUCUUCUACCCAAUCAGUUUGUUUUGUUUUUUU